Molecule: messenger RNA, 2748 nt
Organism: Mus musculus (house mouse)
Lineage: Eukaryota; Metazoa; Chordata; Mammalia; Rodentia; Muridae
Gene: Sbspon
Product: somatomedin B and thrombospondin, type 1 domain containing
Exons: 5
Coding region: 71-865 (264 amino acids)
Source: RefSeq, marked provisional
GUCGGAGGAGCCGAGCUCUUGCCCGAGGCUCUAGCUGGGUCCGUUCGCAAGUGUCGCGGCAGCUCUGGCCAUGAAGACCCUGUGGAUGGUGCUGUGCGCUCUGGCGCGGCUGUGGCCCGGGGCCCUGGCUGGCUGUGCAGAGGCCGGCCGCUGCUGUCCUGGCCGGGACCCAGCCUGCUUCGCCCGCGGCUGGAGGCUGGACAGGGUCUAUGGAACAUGCUUCUGUGACCAAGCCUGCCGUCUCACCGGGGACUGCUGCUUCGACUACGACAGGGCGUGCCCAGCUCGCCCUUGCUUUGUGGGAGAAUGGAGUCCCUGGAGUGGCUGCGCAGGUCAGUGCCAGCCCACCACGCGUGUGCGCAGGCGUUCAGUGCGUCAGGAACCACUAAACGGAGGGGCGCCCUGCCCACCCCUGGAAGAGAGAGCUGGCUGCCUGGAGUACUCGUCAUCACAGAGCCAGGACUGCGGGCACUCCUUUGUUCCUGCCUUCAUAACUAGCUCUGUCUUCAACAAGAAGAGAAUAAUACAAGCAGUAUCUCCACAGUGGUCUACACACACUAAGGAUGCUGGAUACUGUAUGGAGUUCAAGACAGAGUCCCUGACUCCUCACUGUGCUCUGGUCAACAGUCCCCUGACUCGAUGGAUGCAGUAUCUCCGUGAGGGAUACACAGUGUGUGUAGACUGUCAGCCACCAGCUAUGAACUCUGUGAGCCUACGUUGUUCUGGAGAUGGUCUGGACUCUGAUGGAAAUCAGACUCUUCGCUGGCAAGCCAUUGGCAAUCCUCGAUGUCAGGGAACCUGGAAAAAAGUGCGUCGAGUAGAACAGUGCUCAUGUCCAGAUGUGCACCGCUUCAUUUUUAUAUAGAGCACCUGGGAGCGACUUCCGAGCAUGCGUGUGAAUGGGCCGAGUAUUGACAAGCUGCAUUCAAAGCUUCCGAGGCCUCCAAAAGCUGCGCCAGGGACCUGGACUCUCGCAUUGCUACGCUUUGCCACUGAGAAAGAACAUUUAGGGAUAGUUCUCAAGGUAGACCACAGUCUCUUGGUUUUUAUUUUUAAUGAGUUAAGGACUCGUACUAAAAGCUCCUAUGGCCUGUAGACUUUUACCUUACAUUUGGUCACAGCAUACAUGUCUAUACUAGAAUCACUACCAUGUGCUCCAGUUUGGGGCAAAUUGUUGUUUAAGGCACCUAUGUUUUCUCUUUCUCUCACCCUCCCUCUUUUAAAAAUUAAAGGUUCUCAUUAUAUAGCCUGAAGUUCACUACGUAGCCAGGCUGGCCUCUAAUUAAUAGACAUCUGUCUGCUUUUGUGGGAAGAACAGGUCAAGACAGAGUUUCUUUGUGUAGCCUUUGCCAUCCUGGAACUUGUUCUGUAGAUCAGGCUGACCUCUAACUCAGAGAUCUCCUGUUUCUGCCUCCCAACUUCUAGUAUUCAGGGCCACCUAUACUUAAGAGCUUCUCACUUUAAAAAAAAAAAACAUAUAUGUGAACUUUCACCCAUAAAGUUCCUAUACUAUUUAUUACCCUUAUAAAUUCUAAACUAGCUUCAAGUAAAUCAUCAUAAAUAAUUUUCCACAGGGAAAGUUGUCAAAAUUUCAAAAGAUGUUUUAUAAUGAAAAGCUAUAAACAUUUUUAAGGAAGUAAAAAAAAUUUGGUUUAGAUGAAAAGAUCAAAUAUUCAUGCUAGAUCAAUAGGACUUUCUUAAAAAGUUACAAUUUUCAUGACAUUUUGGCACCAAAUUAGCCAACUGCUUCAAUUAUUAGCAUUCUAUCAUCAUUCAUAUAUAAGAUUUCUCAAAGUAUAGAGGCUGAAGCAGAAUAAGACAUAUCUUUUAAUGUCUGACUUCAUGCUUAGUUAAAGGUGCUCGCUAGUUUUCUCCCUAUGGCACAGAGGGUAGAAAACACAGAUUUUCCUGCAAACGUUAUGAUCUCCUUCCUACUCAGAGAAUAUUAGCUUUACCCUUGGUUGGGAGAUAACUGAGUUUGUGGCUAAGUGGCAUGGUGUGCUCACAGGCCUAGGAUGGCAAGCUGUUUCUCAGCAUCUGCAGUCAUCUGGUCCAGCUUCCUCAUCUGGGACUCGACUUCAGUGAAGAUCAUCCUGACUAUGCCCAAGACUCCAUUAUAGGACCUCAGCCUGGCUUUGUUUUGAAGCAGGCUUAAAAUUGAGGAUAGUUUCUUUGAAGAAUUGAAUCAAUACUUAAAUGGUAUAAAUCCUUUGGUGUGACUAAUCACUCACUAACAUAGCUAACUAAAAUGCAGACUUUUUGGUGCCGAUCAUUUAACUACUGUGGCCAACAAGAAGCUUAAAGGGGUAGCAAAUGUCUCCUGAUAGUAUUUCUGAUUUUAUUUUUAUUUAACUGCCAAAGGUAUUUUCAUAGAAAAUUAAUUUUAACAAAAACCUUUAAUUUGGGGGCUGGAAAGUUGGCUUAGCAGUUAAGUGUGCUCAUUACUCUUACAGAGGACUGGGGUUUAGUUCUCAGCACCCAGGGAACUACCGGUAGCUCACAACUACCGGUAGCUCCAGGAUGUUUGGUCGGGCACUCUGAGGCAUAAGUAACCACUUAAGUGAAUGGAAAGAGGUAUGCAACUUUUAGGUUUAGGUGAGAGAUAUAAGCUUACUUAUCUUCCUUCCCUCAUAAAUUAUGUGGGUAACAUAGAUGAGAAGGGGGGAGGGGCAGUCUCAGCUUAGCGACUUUAAAUGUAUCAUUUUUUUCUCAUGUAAUUGUCCUCAAACCCACUGUUUACUUGAACUU